Molecule: messenger RNA, 3711 nt
Organism: Psylliodes chrysocephalus
Lineage: Eukaryota; Metazoa; Arthropoda; Insecta; Coleoptera; Chrysomelidae
Source: the annotation of a GenBank genome assembly
CUAGCGGCGUUAAUUCCUGGGUGAUGGAAACAAUGUGAUAUAAAAAAGAAACACUACAAUAGGCAUGGACUGGAUACACAGUGGCGUAUCCACAGCCGUUCCGAGGAACGCGGGACAGGAAUGCGCCGAUUACCUAAAUCCAAAAUGGAGGAUCAUCGAAUCGAUUCUAGCGCUCAGUUUCGCCGGUUGGUUAAUCUAUACAUGCUAUCCUAAGCUGUCGUUGCCAAAAAGAAUAUACGUGCGCAAGGAUUCGAACGAACGAAGGACGUUAUUGGUGUUGAUGUGUAUUGUUUUGGGGUUGGAAAUCGGGUACAAAUUUUCAACUAAAACUGUGAUAUUUUUGUUGAAUCCUUGUCAUAUAACUACGGCCAUACAGAUAUAUAUGUUAGCAGCCAAACCUAGCAAAAUUGUGACUGCUUUAUUUAGAUUUCAUCUUAAUUUAAUGAAUGGACCAGUUUUAGCGUAUAUGUUUCCAGAAACUGAUACCAGAAUAUUGCCUCUAGAAAGAUCUGUAUAUUGGAUUCAGCAUGGAUUGAUGUUUGUCGUGCCUUAUCAUCUUUUACGUUUAGGAGGAGAGUUUAAUAUUGAAGACACUUGGGACAUGUCAUGGUGUGGUGUUAGUUACGGCAUAAAUCUCAUUUACCAUUUUGUCGUUCUUCAGGGAUUUUCAAUUCCAACAAAGGUGAAUCUCAACCACAUGUUAUGCCCCGCCAUCUUGGAUCCAUUCGAAAGUCAAUUAUACAGAUCAGCGGCAGUGGCUCAUCAAGCUAUAAUGUGUCCUUUACUUUGUAAACUUUACAGCUCAAUAGCAACUUAUUGUAAGAAAGUGCAGUCGGCUAGGGUAACCCCCUGACAUUCCGAAGUGACAGAUGGAACCAUGGAUGACAGUCAGAGCAAAAUGGAAGAAAAUAAUCAACAUUUACACCAGAAUUGAAUAAUUUUUUUUUAAUAUGAAUGUUGAUAAGACAUUGCUGUCUUCGUGUUGAAUUACCUUAUAAUUUUUAUUAUUUACACUAACUUGUCGUCAGUGGUUAUAUAGUCCGUCAGAUAGUGACAGAUUUAGGUGUCCCAGUUUUGCAUACAAGCCUCGAAGAGGGUUGAAAAGUACAUAGAUUUUAAGUAGAAUGAAAGGAAAUUUACGAGUGGCUGCUAAGGAUAACAUAUGGAAAAUUCGAUUUCCCCUAACAAAAACGAAAGGUUAUUUGUUGCCCAUUUUUCCACACAAGCCGUUUUCACUAUAUGAUUAAUUAAUAGAACUAGGCUUCGGAAAACCAAAGGCUUUAAUGUUGCAAGUGGUUAAAGGUUUGGAAUAAGGGCGUAAUCUUCUAAGGAAAAAUCGAGAUUUUGCACGAUUUUUCCACACAAGCCCAUCGAAUGUAUGAAAACGUACGUCGUCACUAGUCCGAAAAACAUAUUUUCUUGAAUGAUUCGAAUGUAUUAAGUGCAUUUUGGGUUCGGAGAAUUUUUCUGGUAGGGAAAAUCGAAUUUUCUGUGUGUUAUCCCCAAAAGCCACUCGUAAAUUUUCUUUUAUUUUACUCAACAUUAAUGUACUUUUCAACCCUCUUCGGGGUUUGUAUGCGAAAAUGGGGCACCUAAAUCGGUCACUAGCUGACGGUCUAAUAGUAUCUUUAAAUACAUUAUACCAACGCAUUUUAAAUUGCGUAUAGUACUUUGCUUUUAGAGUACAUACUUAAGUACUUUUUAUGGUACUUAAAUUUGAUUUUUUUAAUAUUAUAAGAAAAAAGUAAUUAAAGCAAAGUUAGGUACUCAAGUACAAGUAUUCGAAAUUUUUGAGGUAUUUAAAGUAUGUACUUAAAAGUACCUACAUAUUUUAAGUACUUUCGGUAAUCAGUACCACGCUUAUCAACAGUUGCAAAACAUUCUUUUGUGAAAAAAAACCUUUAGCUAAAACGCUAAAAUUGGAACUUUUCUUCAAAAUACAGACAGAUAUUACAGAUAUUUAACAAACGAGUGAAGAUAAGGUUGAAUGUAUUGAUUUGCUCUAUAUAGUACAUAUUUACAAUGAGUACAAAAUACUUUUUAUUUUUUUGAAAACUGAGGUCAAUACCUGUUGUCAAAACAAUAAUAUAUACAGGGUGAGUUUCUAGUAUAAGAUCUUGAAAAUUAAUUUAGUUCUACAGCUUGGUAAAUUGGAAAAGAUUAGUUUUGUGUUAUAUGUAUUUUAAUGUGCUUACCUUUUUAUUAAUUACGAGGCUCACUACAUUUUCUAAACUGAGGUGUGUUUCUAUAAUCUUUAUAUGUCUGCUAAUAUUGCUACAACUAAAAAUAAUUAUGAAUACUGUAGAUAAAUACAUUUUGCAAGAUAAGUAAAUUUUUUAUACCACCUGCCAUUUCUGAGUAAAAAACAGACCGUUUUAAAUUUAUCUAACUACAAAAUUUUCUCAGUUAACCAACUUUAUAGCAUUAACGCAUUAACCAUGUUCUAAUAAUUAUUUUUGGCUAAACUAAACUAAAAAAACUCACUUUGUAUGUUAAAAACUCAUGUGUACCUACAAAUAGUAACGUGGUAAAUGUAUGAGGUUGAAAUGAAAAAUGUGUCCUUUUUUCAAAUUUUUCAAUCCAAUCUCAUUACAAACGUACUCUAAUAUUUUCAAAACGUUGAUAAUUUACCAUAAACUUGUCUUCCAUCAAAUAUUUAUUUCAUCCUGUCCAGUAAAUCUGCUAACCUUGUACUCAUUUGCGGCCGGUAAAUUGAACAUUACUAUCAGAUACCGUGUAAUGUGUUAAUUAAUUAAUAUUAUUUGGGUAGUUCGUAUCUAUGCUUUUUUUUUAAAAGGAUUAUACAGACAGGAUGAAAUAAAAUAUUACACGAUACACGUCCGUUAGGUGUUAAGUCACCGAACGAACUUGUAACGUAAAAUAUUGUUUCUUUAUUAAAUAACUAUUGCAGACGUAGAUAGGUAUUUAACGUAGGUAUUUCAUCAUUCUAAUUGUUAUUGUUUGCAACAUAGAGUAGGUAUAGGUAACAGUCAAGAUACAAAAAAUUACAGACGAAAUCUCGAGUUCGCGCAUGACAUAUUAUGGGUGUGGAAUGGCUAUCUGAUUGGCGAUGAGGGCGAGCGCGCUGUUUUCGAUCAGCUAAUACCUCAAAUUCGUAAAACCCACGCCUCCAUACCACAAUACGUCACCAUGACGUAGUAUCUAUUAAUCGGCGUAACAGCAGUAUUUUAGAUUUUUUCUAUACCUAUAAUAAGUAAGGUUAGGUAUAUAUUUUGUUAAUCACAGUAUUAUCACAUGUACUUAUGUAGUUUUUAUGCCUAUCAAAAAUAAUUUCUAGAUAUUUUCAAGAAUAUGUACCGAGUUCGCUAAGUUAAAAUUUAAAAUCUAGUCACCCUAAUUAUGUUUCAUUAAAAAAAGAUUCGAAUAGUGGCUAUUUUAUGCAAAACAAACAUACUAAAACUCAUAACAGUAUUAUUAUGUCUUAAGCAAUAUAAUUAAAUAUCACUAGGUUGUAGGACAUUCAGUAAUAUAGAUAGACUUUUUAAUAAGGAAUGCAUUAUUUUACUAAAGGAAUUUAUGGUUCCUUGAGCAAAAUUUAGAAGUUUUUUUUAAUAUUUACAAGUAAAUACAAUAAAUACAGGGUGAUUCAUAACUAUUGGGACAUAGAUUAAGGGCAGGUUAUUUAGAUCAAAAUAUGGCGAUAGGACCAAAUAUACCUUAAUAAAAUAUGGCUGUGGAAUAAUAUACAGG